AUGGAAGGUGAAGGUGUGAAAGUAGAGAGAGAAACCAUGGGAACGACAAGGAAGCGAAACGGCGUCGUUGUGGAUGGUGAGAGAAGAUACAAAGGAAUUCGUAUGAGGAAGUGGGGAAAAUGGGUUGCUGAAAUUCGGGAACCGAAUAAACGUUCUAGAAUUUGGUUAGGUUCCUAUUCUACCCCGGUCGCUGCCGCGAGAGCUUACGACACCGCCGUUUUCUAUCUCCGAGGACCGUCCGCUCGUCUAAACUUUCCAGAGCUUCUGGUCGGCGAAAACGCUGCCGUUGUUAAUGGUGGUGAUAUGUCGGCUGCUUCGAUCAGGAAGAAAGCUACUGAGGUUGGUGCUAGGGUUGAUGCUCUUCAAGCUACGCUUCAUCAACAUCAUCAUAAUCAUAACCAUAAUCAUCAUCACAACCAUAACCAUAACCAUAACCACCGUGUGAUGCCGAUGCCGGUGGUGGUUGGUGGUGGCGGUGGCGGUGAUUUAGCAGAGCGGGUUGAUUUGAAUAAGAUUCCUGAACCGGAGAAUUCGGAUUGUGAAUGGGAAGUUAGUUAG
Molecule: messenger RNA, 558 nt
Organism: Vicia faba (fava bean)
Lineage: Eukaryota; Viridiplantae; Streptophyta; Magnoliopsida; Fabales; Fabaceae
Source: the annotation of a GenBank genome assembly